AUCAAACCUCAUCUCUUAACCCACCAUCUGAGCCAGCCACAUUCUUAAGCCUUCAAACUGAAUCAUCUGAAUUAACGAAAUCAUUAAGCCUUCCAUCUGAACCAACUGAAUCUUUAAGCCUUUCAUCUGAACCACCCACACCCCUGAGCAUUCCAACUGAACCAAUCACACCCCUCAGUCUUCUUUUUGAUCAAACCUCAUCUCUUAACCCACAAUCUGAGCCAGCCACAUUCUUAAGCCUUCAAACUGAAUCAUCUGAAUUAACGAAAUCAUUAAGCCUUCCAUCUGAACCAACUGAAUCUUUAAGCCUUCCAUCUGAACCACCCACAUCCUUAAAUCUUCAAUCUGAACCAAGCACACCAUUUAGCUUUUCAUCUGAAGGAACUCCACUCCCAGUCUUGUCAUCUGAAACUACCCUUCCCCUAAAUAGCUUUAUAUCUCAACUAACCACUACCUCAGGCCUUUUAUAUGGCUCUUCUCAUUUCCUAAUUGUUUCAUCGGCUACCUCCUCAUUCCUUAACCCAUUAACUGAAACUACCCCACUCUUACAUCUAUCAACUGCAACUAUCCCACUUCCAAGUCCCCUACCUAAAUUCACCACAUCCUUUAGUCUUACAUCUCAAGCUGCUACCUCCCCAAACCCCUCAUCUCAAGCAAACCAACUUUUAAACAUUACAGUCCUCACUGCCUCAUCAGAUGUAACCAGUCUACCUCAAUCUUCACCUGCAAGGGCUUUUACUGCAUCUUUACUUGCAACUGUAUCAGCUACCUCCCACAGGACAACUUCUUCAGGUACCCACUGGAUAAGACAUACCUCCCUUAAUGGCAAUCUCUUCCAUUCUACCUCUUCAAGUGUUUUUUACUCAUCCUUUGUACCAGUAGAUACCCUGCCCCUUAGCUCUAUACAUUCAACACCACAUGCCUCUGGUCACUUGUACUCAACAUCAGAGCCCAUAAGUUAUAACAGUAUUAUCUCAGCAAUUAAGACGCCAAGUGCUGUUACAGUAGUAACUUCCACAGCUCUUAGUGCCCAAACUUCAACACUCUCAAGCAAAACAUAUUCACCUUUGACUUCAUUACAUGUCAUCUCCCCUUCUAUGACAACCCAAGGGAUGAUACUUACUACAGCUACCCAUUCAGCGUUUAUUAGUCCACCAAAGACUAUCCCUAAUAUUUCAAUAAAUCCCACAUCAUCAUCACCAUCAACCUCUACAACUUAUAAUCAAACUGACACUUUUCAAGACAUAACGGUGUCUCUUGAACCGGGGACUUUACCUGACUGGGCAUUCAUCUUUGUUGUUAUUGGCAUUUUGCUGACAGUGGGACUACUGCUGCUGAUUUAUUACAAACGUUUUAGAAAAAGGCCACCAACAACAGAGAGCAGUCUGUCCUACGAAACUAAAGAGGAAACCAUACCAGCCCCUGAUGAAGUCAUCCUCUCCUCACCACCAGCUGCUCUUACCUUCCCAGAAUUUUUCCAUAAUCCACCACUUUCACAUGUACCACUGAGACUGGAUAAGAACCAAAGACUACUUAAACCUAUCAGUUUUUCUACUUUUCACAGUUCAGAGUUGAAAACACAACUAACGACUAAUUCCAAGAAGAGAAUAUCAAGCAAACGUCCACCUGUUCUUGGUGUAGCAGGGAAAACUGGACUUCUCCAGCCCUUGACCAUCCACCCACAGAAUCUUCCAGAGACCUCUAAAAGGCAGAGCUUACUACCUCCAUUGACAACCUCCCUCAGGACUGUUCCAGAAACAACCACCUCAAAUAGACCAGGGAUAUCAACACUGCUGACUGUGUUGCCCAAAAGUGGCUCCUCAGAUGUGUGACCCAGCAUUGAAUUUAAUGACAUACAUGUAUUUACAAUGAAGUUAAGUCGGUUUUCAAAUGAAACAAACAUUGCCACCUCAUUUUAAUU
Messenger RNA from Lingula anatina, 1921 nucleotides. RefSeq lists its product as uncharacterized. NCBI's taxonomy places the organism in Eukaryota, Metazoa, Brachiopoda, Lingulata, Lingulida, Lingulidae. The record is from RefSeq and is a predicted model, not a curated record.